This is a messenger RNA of Eublepharis macularius, 3760 nucleotides long. It is a transcript of the gene PHTF1, whose product is annotated as putative homeodomain transcription factor 1. The record is from RefSeq and is a predicted model, not a curated record. The transcript is spliced from 19 exons. The coding region runs from base 170 to 2452 and encodes 760 amino acids. Gene Ontology annotation, cellular component: endoplasmic reticulum. NCBI's taxonomy places the organism in Eukaryota, Metazoa, Chordata, Lepidosauria, Squamata, Eublepharidae.
UGGGGUGCAAGUAGGCACAGAUAGCCGAGCACCAGCUCCCCGAUCGGGAGCUUGCGUUCCCCCUCGGCUUUUCCUGGUUGCCAUGGUAACUGUAAGAAGCGGAGAGCGGCCGAUGCCAGGGGCUAGGCCUCGAGGGAGAAGCUAGAAUUUGGUUAUUGGUGUCUGUCAGAUGGCCUCUAAUGGUGAAGAUGGUAUUGCUUGGUACCAAAAAAAGAUUGGAGCCUAUGAUCAACAGAUAUGGGAAAAGUCUGUAGAACAGACUGAGAUGAAGGGCUUUAAAAACAGACCCAAAAAGAAAGGUCACAUACAGCUGGACCUAAUAGAUGUUGACUUGAUCCGAGGAUCUACAUUUGCCAAAGCUAAACCAGAAAUUCCUUGGACAUCUCUUACAAGGAAAGGGAUUGUGCGAGUUGUGUUCUUCCCAUUUUUUAGCCAUUGGUGGAUACAAGUGACAUCUCAGCGUAUUUUUACAUGGCUGCUAGUUCUCUAUUUGUUACAGGUUGUAGCAAUUGUGUUAUACUACAUGAUGCCUGUUGUGAAUGCAAGUGAAAUUAUUGGACCUUUGUGCCUAAUGCUACUGAUGGGAACUGUACACUGCCAAAUAGUAUCUACUCAGCUUUCUAAACUGUCAGGGACCCAUGGAAGCAGUGCUAGCAAGAGAAGAAGAAAAAUGCGCAAAUUUGCAGGAGGUGAUGGAAGCAGAGAUGUCAAUACCUAUACUUCUGUUGACAACAUCAGCAGAGGAGAAGAGCCUUCAGGGUUGGGACCCAGGAUUAGCAGCUUCUUUGACACAGUCUUGCCCAGGAGGAGCAGGGAGGGGAUAAAAAGAGGACAACGGGUAGCAGAUAAAUGGACUGAAACAGAAAACAGCAGUAGUAUGAGGCACAGAAUUUCCAAAUCUGAGCAGAGUUUGCAACGGUCCAAGGAUCAUGGGAUAGAGUUAAAUGUAGAAAAAAACCAGAAUAUUGACAGACGCUCUGGUGUUUCUGAGGAACUCUCAAGUGAGGAAGAUGCUGAUGCUGUGGGUCAGGGAAUUUUGCUGCGCAGAAGUGUUGAAGGUGCUUCUAAUGUCAGUAUGAAUGAGAAUCAGAACAGGAAAUCUUCUGUUGCUUCUUCAAACCAGUCAGCAUCUCAGGUCAAGGAAGCCAUGAAAUCUAUGCAAGAUUCUGACAGUGUAACGGACUCAGAAUUAGACACAAGUGUUCUUCACGAGAUCAAAUCUAAUUUUAGUAGUGGAGGAUCUCGGAGUGGCAGUGUAUCCCAUAGAGAUUCAGAAAGCAACCACCAUGGUUCUGAAACAGAGGACAUGCUGUGGGAUGACUUGCUUCAUGGGCCUGAAUGCCGUUCCUCCUUUACCAGUGACAGUGAGGAAGCCAAGGGAAAAGAAGCAAGAGGAAGCAAGCGUGAUCCAAAGGAAGAUGUUUUCCAGCAGAACCACUUGUUUUGGCUGCAGAACACGAGUCCUGCUUCUGCCAAAGUGAGUGCUCUCAUCUGGGAGGGGAAUGAAUGCAAGAAACUGGACCUGUCUGUGCUGGAAAUCAGUGGAAUCAUCAUGAGCAGGGUCAAUGCCUAUCAGCAAGGAGCAGGUUAUCAAUGGCUGGGAAAUGUUGUUACUGUUGGUUUGGCAUUCCUUCCCUUCCUCUAUCGACUCUUCCACUCAAAGACCCUGGAGCAGAUGUGGUCACUUUCUGUAAAAGAACUUCUAUUUAUUUUUUGUGGUGCUCCCACAAUCCCCCCUGUUGUUCUCCUUGCAAUGAUUAUCUUCCUUGAGCGGCUGUGCCUCACCUGGAUGUUUUUCUUCAUGAUGUGUGUUGCUGAGAGAACAUAUAAACAGCGAUUUCUGUUUGCCAAACUUUUUAGCCACAUUACCUCUGCUCGGAAAGCCAGGAAGUAUGAAAUCCCUCAUUUCAGACUGAAGAAGCUGGAAAACAUUAGGAUGUGGUUAUCACUUCGCUCCUACCUAAAGAGGCGAGGCCCGCAACGAUCUGUUGAUGUAAUUGUAUCCUCCAUUUUCUUACUGGCUCUUUCAAUUGCUUUCAUAUGCUGUGCACAGGUUUUAAAAGGUCACAAGACAUUCUUGAAUGCAGCUUACAACUGGGAAUUCCUAAUCUGGGAGACAGCCCUGCUCCUCUUCUUGCUGCGCUUUGCAUCCCUUGGGUCUGAAACCAACAAGAAAUAUAGUAAUGUUUCAAUCCUGCUCACUGAGCAGGUAAAUUUAUAUUUAAAGAUGGAGAAGAAGCCAAACAAGAAAGAGCAGCUCAUUCUUGUGAAUAAUGUCUUAAAACUCUCUACCAAGCUCCUGAAGGAGUUAGAUACGCCAUUUAGACUGUAUGGGUUGACAAUGAAUCCCUUAAUCUACAACAUUACACGUGUGGUGAUCUUGUCUGCAGUCUCUGGUGUUAUAAGUGAUCUGCUAGGAUUCAAUAUCAGAUUAUGGAAAAUCAAACCAUGACUUGAAGAACAGAGGCUAAGUCCUCCCCUGUGCAUGGCACAAGAAGGAUAAAUGGAGGAAAGACAGAAGUGCAACAUGGGCUUGGUAUGGAAGCUGGUGCUUUACAAAAACAUGCAUGCCUCCUUAUUCUUCUAAGUGAUGACACAGCUUGAAAAUAUGAUACAAUAAACUUGGUAAAUUAUUUUAAUAAGCAAAAGUUAUCUUAAUCAGACAAACCUGCAACUCCCACGGAGCACAGCAGAAAUCAUUCAUUGCCUCUUACCGGAGAAAUGUGAAAUUAAGAACAUGUUGCAACAAUUGAGUUUUGUUGCCGCAAGAAAUAGUUCCAACUAGUCCGGUUUUGGUGGGCUAGAAUAUGAACAAGUGGGGCAGGCAUCUAUAAGGAUUUGUGGGGGGGAGCAGGGGGAGGGGGUCAUUUCAUUUCCCCUCUAUCCCCUUCACUACAUUAUUUCCUGUUUCUUUUCUCCUAGUAACCCCAUUCUUUCCCAUUUCCCUGCUUCAUUCUCUCCUUUCCACCAAUCAACCUUCCCUGCCCCCUAGUCUUCAGCUUUUCUCCCCAGGCUUGAAAUAUUGGUGUGGUUGCCCAAAGGGCAUGCAUUUCCUAAAGUUUCCUCCCCCCUAUUAUUUCCCCCCCAGAAUUUUCUAUACGCCUGGUAAUUUUCUCAGGUUUGUAGAAAAAUCUAGCUUGUCUGUUCAUGGUUCCAGUUUUUAGCUUUUAGUAGUCACAUAUGGGGCCAUAUGAAGCAUUAGAUACAUUGACAAAUAGAGACCUGCAAGUCUCAGGAGAGGAGGAGAAUCCCAUCCCACCCCCUUGCUCUCUAGGCUGCCUGCUUGCAGCAUGCCUCCUUCUCCUUCCCAGCAAACUCUAGAGGGGGGGGGGUCUUGCUUGCCUCCUCUGCCUUCUCCCAUCUUUACCUGUACUCCUCCCCACUACUCUGAGGGGAGUCUGCCCUCCCACCUCGCCUGCCUGCCUUGCUGCAGGCUCUGUGCCCAAGCAGCAGUGGCUCCCCUUCCGCUUCCCACAUGCUGCUAGGCAGUUGGAUGCCACUGAGCUAAUAGAGGAGCGUUGUCUGCACAAGCAUAGGCAAAGUUCGUCUGUUUUAGGGAGGCUUUAACGUCCUCCCCAUUUUAAACUUCCUAUGUUUUUUGUAAACCCGAGGCUGUUCCUCUUUAUUUUUUAAAAAGUCUUUCUCUCUACAUGGCCCUGAUCUGCGAAUUUAAGUAUCUGUAGAUUGGACCAUGUUGAGAAUUAGACAUAGGUAGGUUAUGUGGUGCUUAGAUCAGGUGCUUGUUUCUAGCAGAAACACA